AUGUCUGGCAAUAACUGCACUGCUGUGACUGAAUUCAUUCUUUUGGGGUUGGCAGAUGAUUCAACCUUUUGUGUCAUCCUCUUUGUGAUAUUUCUGGGUGUCUAUGCUGUCACCUUAGUUGGUAACCUUAGCAUAAUCACAUUGAUCAGAAAUAGCUCCCAACUUGGCACCCCAAUGUACCUUUUCCUUAGUCACUUGGCUUUUGUAGACACUGCAUAUUCCUCAUCUGUCACACCUGUUAUGCUCAAGAACUUCCUUGUGGACAAAACAACAAUCUCCCUUGGAGGCUGUGUGGCCCAGAUGUUCUGUGGAGCCACCUUUGGGACAGCUGAGUGCUUUCUGCUGGCUGUGAUGGCCUAUGAUCGGUAUGUGGCCAUCUGUAGCCCUCUGUUCUACUCCACUAACAUGUCUGCUAGGGUCUGCACUGUGUUACUCAUCACAUCCUACCUGGGUAGUUGCAUGAAUGCUUGGAUCUUCACUGGUUGCUUAUUGAAUCGGUCUUUCUGUGGAUCCAACAAAAUCAACCAUUUUUUCUGUGAUUAUUCACCACUUUUGAAGCUUUCCUAUUCCCAAGAUGAUGUUGCUGAAAUUCUUCCUUCUGCAUCUACUGGGUCAGUAAUUAUGGUCACAGUGCUAAUUAUCAUAGUCUCUUAUGUAUAUAUCCUCUUCUCUGUCCUGAAGAUAAGGUCCACUGAGGGGAGAUCCAAAGCUUUCUCAACUUGCACCUCCCACCUCACUGCAGUCACUCUCUUCUAUGGCACCCUUACAUUCAUUUAUGUGAUGCCUAAGUCCAGCUAUUCCACUGAUAUGAAUAAAGUCAUGUCUGUUUUCUACAUCGUAAUGAUCCCCAUGUUGAACCCAUUGAUCUACAGUCUAAGGAACAAUGAAGUAAAAGGGGCACUGAGAAAACUAAUGAGUAAAAACCACUUUUUUUCAUGA
Messenger RNA from Vombatus ursinus (common wombat), 939 nucleotides. RefSeq names its product olfactory receptor 480-like. Gene Ontology annotation, biological process: sensory perception of smell; G protein-coupled receptor signaling pathway. Gene Ontology annotation, molecular function: G protein-coupled receptor activity; odorant binding; olfactory receptor activity. Bases 1 to 939 code for a protein of 312 amino acids. The record is from RefSeq and is a predicted model, not a curated record. Gene Ontology annotation, cellular component: membrane. Lineage: Eukaryota; Metazoa; Chordata; Mammalia; Diprotodontia; Vombatidae. The transcript has a single exon.